CGCCUAUUGGUCGGUUGUACGUUGGAAUGUGUAAGUGGUGCUGAGUUGGAGACUUUGUACCGAAACACUGCAGUGCCAGGAGCAUUCGUAUGCCCCUUUCGUCCAUGCCUCCUGCAAACCAUCUUGUAUGCCCAGUAUUCCAGUCUACUGAGCAACAUAGAUCUCUCUGAACUAUCUUUGACCGGCGUUUAUGCCGGUCUCCAUUAUGGUGGGCAUAUUUGGUGGGAAGAACUCUCCGUCUCGACCAUCUCGUCCAAGCACAGACGCGACGACGCCGACUAACAACAUUCCUCCGCCGCCUUACGUGGAGAAUGGUCAUCGUGGGUCUGUGUAUGCGACGGAAACUAUCACUACCACCACCCAAGUCGUAACCACAACGACUCAGACCACCACCCACUUCUUUUCCCUUCCGCUUUGGCGGAAGCGCACACCCGCCAAUUCUGCGGUUGAGUUAAGUAGACCAAGUCUGCAUGCUUCUCCAUCAUCGGACGAGCUUGGUAUGAUUCGUUCUUCUCCUAAUGCCCCGCUUGUGCUUUUCCGCGACAAGGACCUCCCUCCCACUCCCUCUCCGACAGACAGUCUUGAUCAUACACCCAUUGACACGCCAGACACAUCCCUCGCUCUGGAGGAGGUCUCACCGGCUCAAAAUACUCAUGAUCGUGUCCGCCCAAAUAGCGCAACCCCCGUCAUCGCGCUGAACGUGCCCAGUAAUGGGGAGCCUUCUUCACAAUCAGCAAUCGCGCUUGCCCGUGCUGCCUUAGGGCUUGGGCUGCAACCCGUUAUGCUGAACCAUUUUACGGCGUCAUCCUCAUCGAGUGAAGUUAAUACUGUUUCUUUCAUGACCCCGCCCACGUCUGCAGCUUCUCAAGACAGGCCUUCGGUAGCUGCUAUGCGUCGGGCCAAGAGCUUUCAGAAGGAUUCUAGCGACGCGGGCGCUGGUCCGUCUUAUGCCCAGUUGAUGGAGCGGAGACGUAGUAGAGGACUGUCUCUUGGUCUUUUGCACUUUGGCACUGAUACAAAAGGCAAGAGCAAGGAGCGAGAAACCGAGACCGACGCAAGGCCAUCUUUACAGAAAUCUCUGACUCGGAAGGCGUCGUUUUGGCGAAAGCGAAAUAAUUCCCAAACGCAAUCUCCUACUGCACUUUCAUUGUCCCAGGAGCGAACUCUCCAACCGUUGUUACCAUCCCUGCAACCCAUAUCGCCAUUUCGUGUGGAUACCUCUGUUCCUAGCUCUCCAUCCCUCACUCCAGAAUCUAGUAACCCACAGUUGUCUCCAGAGUUGCGUAGGCGACAUUCAGACCGUGCUCCUCCGAAUGAAAUACCUCCCGAACACGAAGUUGCUGUCUCUCCGGAACGCAGUCCAACGGGCACCAGGUCAAAACGACGACGUCCUCGCAGACCACGGACCGCAGACACGGCUGAAAGUCAACGACGGCGUAAUUCUUCGUUUUUCUCAGGAUCUUCAUAUCCAUUGUCGUCUUCUCCGCCUUCAGAUAUAGCACUCUCGAUUUCUCCUUCGUCGUCCCACAGCUCGUCAAAUCAAGCUACAGUUCGUCCACGGUCUUCGACGAACCCGCCAUUCCUUCAACGACUAUCUAUCAAUCUCUUUGGUUCACCAUCAAUACCCUCUCCCCAACUUGGGUCUAGUUUGUCUGGGGAACAAUUAGUUGAUUCCCCAACCCACCUAGGGUCUGCGCGGCCCUCUGUAUCAAGAUCUAAACACUCACUUGAGAUACCCCGACCACGUCACGAAGAGGAGUCUCCGGAAGUUUACUUGCAUCGACUUCUGGAAGCCGUUAGCAAGGCCGAAAUAGCCACUGUGCUCGCUUCAAGCCCGGACGAGUUUCAUGCGCGCGCGUUACGAGCUUAUGUCGAACGUUUUGACUUUUCUUCGGACCCCUUAGAUGUUGCGUUGCGCAAGCUCCUAAUGGACGUCGGACUACCAAAAGAAACACAACAGAUUGACCGUGUCAUGGAAGCUUUCGCUUCGCGGUACUUGCAGUGUCAUAUGAAUCUUUUCACAUCUGACGAUCAUCCGUACGUUUUGGCGUUCAGUCUCAUCAUGCUGCACACCGACGCGUUCAACAAGUCAAACAAGCGGAAGAUGACGAAGGCUGAUUAUAUCAAGAAUACUCGACUUCCAGGGGUAGCGCCGGAAGUUUUGGACUGCUUCUACGACAACAUCGUUUUCGCCCCUUUUAUCUUCAUUGAGGACCCUCUAGAUGUGAACGGUCAACGUGGAUUAGUCCCAGAUGGUACUCCAAGUCGUCGCCUGUCUAGCUUUAGCGCGCCCUCCCCUGGUGGGAUGAACGGCGCCAGUCUUCUUGGUAAAAGCGCCAAGAUUGACCCGUACUACCUGAUUACCCGCAACCUACUUGACGAUCUUCGUGUUAACGUGGAGAUGUAUGUUCCGCGCAAUAGUCCAUACGUCUAUCAGGGCACGGCUGGUCAGUGGGACGAUGACGAACUUCUUCGCGCAUUCCAAACGGCUGGCGUAGUAGAGGUCAAUUCGGCCGGAUACUACCCUGCUCCUUGGUUCAGUUUAGGAGUUGGUGGCGGUCCUGGACCCAUGGCCAUCGGUGGAGGUCUUCCUUCUGCAUUUCCUCCUUCACCAGAGGCCUUUUCCCUAAGGGUCACCAAAGUGGGCACGUUAUGGCGAAAAGAUGUGGUUCUAGAGGGUGGACGCAAACCGAUGCAUCGAAAGUGGAAGGAGUGGAGUGUUCUACUGACUGGCUCCCAAUUAUUGCUCUGCCGAGAUCUCACUUGGGUAAACGUCAUUCUGGCGAAAGCUGAGCGCGUGAAUGGUGAAGUGAACUUGCCGCAUGCCUCAAUACCUAAACCCGACGAACUGCUUUCUGUGAAAGAUGCUGUGGCCGUCUUUGACAAGUCUUACAUCAAGUAUCCUAAUGUACUGCGUCUGGCCCUUCCUGAUGGCCGUCAUGCUUUAUUUCAAGCACCUGACGAGAAACAGAUGAACGAGUGGAUCGCACGCAUCAAUUACGCGAGUGCAUUCAAGACAGCAGGCGUCCGUAUGCGAUCCCUUGGUAUGUCCGGUAAGGACAUCGAGCUGACUGGACAGGCUGCUGCAGCAUCACAUCUCCGCGAUGUUCAGAACCGGAACAGGGAAAUCACCUCACGUCGGGGUGUUCGUACAUGGGAAGGGCGUUCGUCACUAGACAUCGAAAUGUCGUCUCGCAGCGACCCAGUGAUGCCUGCUCAGAGCGCAUCAAAGCCUGCCAAGGUUCGAACAGCUUCUGUUGACUCAGACCAAUGCACUUCUCCGAUGGAGAACCCAUCUAAGCUACUCAAGGCGACAUUCGAUCAGGUGAAGCAAGAUUUAGCAGCGGGGCAUUGGCAAUCUAUGGAUGAGAUCAGCCUACGAUCUUUCACCCGUCCACGGGCGAUGAGCUUAGAGUCUUCUCUGGGGUCUCCUUUCACGUCACCAUCGAAAGCAGAUGAAAUUGAGGAACCUCAGCUCUCGUCGAGAUCCAGGAUCAUUCGAUCCAAAGUGUCGGAGUUGGAGUCAAAGAUAUCUGUUGCGCAGGGUCAGCUGGAGACCGACAUGCGUUUCGUGCGCAACAUUGCGGUGCUUACACCAUUCCAACGGGCCACUCGUGAACGGUUGCAAGCCGCUGUGCAGGCGAUAUCAAAGCGGGUCAUGCAAGUGCGUUUGGACAUCGAGAAGCUUGUUUGCCAUCGAGACGUACUGGCCCGUGAUUUGAUAGCUGAAGAGCGCGAUUGGCAAUGGACGAAGAAGAUGGCGCUACGAGCCGCGACGGUGUCUUUGCAAAUCCAGCAGCAACAGCAGCAAGUUCCUCGGAUGACAUUAUCUGUCUUCCUGGAUGACGUCGCUGAGCAGUCGCUGUCCACCUCACCGCCUCAACGCUCGACGAGUCGGAGACCUGAGUCAUCUGCGGGUGAAUCAUUCCAUUCGGCAUUAGAGUAUAGCUCUGACUCUGACGAUCGGAGAGAUACGUCUUUCGAUACUUCUCCUUCACUCACUGCCCCUUCAACCCCUAAACAUGCCAAAGCAAGUCUCUCCACUGUGCCCGAUUCGUUAGAGCGCCGGAAGGCUGCACCUCUGACUGCAGAGAGCUCAAUGGAGAGUUCAUUCUCCAACCGUUCCGACACGCCUGAGCGGAGUCAUCAGAAGUAUGUUACAGCUCCAGAAAUGCCUGAGGAGGAGGCAGAAGAGUGGGAUAAGACACGAGCAGCUAAACGUGUUUCGUUGGUGAAACUACCGUCGGAUCUACGGAUGUCAGUGCUAUUUAGCAAACACGGGCAGGGUAAUGGACAGAGUGUCUCAGAAGAAAGCCCUAAUCCUACAUCGCCUCAAUCCGAACGUCCAACCCAAGUCGGAAGCGGGACAGAACACAGCCAAAAUAAUUCACCAGUUGAGACUCUGGCCGUGCUCAACGUGUGAUUUAAUUUGGUGGGGCGUACUUGAGAGUAUACAUACAUUAUUUUGCUUUCAUUGUUGCUUUCGUCACUCAGUGUUCAGUCUUUUCCUUAUCAUUUAUCAUUUGUUGCAUGUUUUCCAUCUCAGAGUACCAUUCAUCGUAGAGCACCUUUGCAUAGUUCAUUCAGGAUAGGACAGCCAGCAGAUUAAUUCUCAGUGUAUCGAUAGAAGAAGUCCAUAAUACAUUUACACUCUAUGAAGGCUCCUUCAGCCUGCCUACUGACCGAAUUUACUCU
Messenger RNA from Somion occarium, 4695 nucleotides. The record is from the annotation of a GenBank genome assembly. NCBI's taxonomy places the organism in Eukaryota, Fungi, Basidiomycota, Agaricomycetes, Polyporales, Cerrenaceae.